UUUGGGCUCGAAGCGCGCCUUGCGGACCGAGCCAGGCCCGCCAGAGGGACCUCCCUGUGCAUGUGUGAUGACCAAUAGCUGGAGUGCAUGCGCCGCUGAUAUCGGCGAAGCACGAAGACCAUUGAACACCACUUGGAAGGGCGGUCUGGCCGAGGCCCUUUCGGAAGGCCUUCCGGCAGGCGCUGCCUCACGGUCCGCCCGCUUGGCUUAUGGACGAUGUGAGCGACGUGGACGCGUUCUUGGCUCUGGCGGGCAAAUGGUAUGAUGAAUCAAACGGUUCGACGUACGAUCUGUGGCUGGAGCACGGCAAGAAUCGAAGAAUCAAAUGUUGCAUAAACAUACAUUGUUGGAGCUCAGCGCAUUUUUCAAUCUGCGCUGGACCUCUUGGUGGCGCCGCCGGCGCCGUCUUUGCGCGCUCCACGUGCCAGGGAAGGGGGCCCAGCGCCGAUCCAAGAAAUUCGAGCGGAGUUCGGAACGUUUAUGCUUAUGCAGUUUUUCUUCUUCUGGAAGAGCAAGAUGACAGUGACCACGACGCGCAGAAGUGGAGAGGAGAAGACAACCCCAGGUCUCAUCCGCCUGGAGCCCAGCGACAAUCCCAGCGGCAUGCUCCGUCCCGACGCUCCGGCUUCGAGCUGCAAUGCUGGACAGGCAGAUGAGGGAGCUCGUCUCACGCGCGCCCACCGUUGUCCCCCGCUGGAGGACAUGACAGGAUAUACAGAUCAAGUGGGGCUCGAAGUACAUGCCAGUGGGGGGAGAAUGGUCCCCCGCCCCCCACUGGGCGUCCUGGACGCGGCCUCGCUGCUCGACAACGAGUGGCCGCCGCUGAGCCUGCGGUGGAGGUUGGAGGGCGCGCCCGGGCGCGAGAGCCGGGAGUUCUGUUGGAGCCGGCACGCCUCCGGGGCCCCGCGGCCUGGGCCCAGAGGCAGGGCUCCGGAGGCCCAGAGGGGCGAGGCCUGCCCCUGGCGCGCCUCGGGUGGCGCCAGGGGGAGCCGGCCCCGCGCCAGCGCAGCUGCGGAGGCCGCCUCUGGAGGCGGCCGCGCCCGCCCGGCGGCCGCGGCACAGGGCGCCCCGCCGGCCGCUAAGGCCCGGCCCGCCAGAGGCGCGGAGCGGUCGCGCUCGCCGCCGCGCCUGCCCUGGAAGCCGCGGGACCUCCCGUACCCGUGGGAGGAGCACUGGAGCGACGACCACGGACUGCCCUACUACUGGAACUGCGAGAACGGGGAGUCGACGUGGGAGUGGCCGUGGGACCAUGAAGGAUGAAAGCAUACCCUGAUGCCCGCGAGCCACGCGUCCGCGUUCUGGACACAGACGACCGGUCACCCGCGGGGGUGCUAGGAUGUUCACGCUCUGCGCGUCGCGGUCUGGGCCAGGGCGGCUGCUGCCCCUUCUCCAAGGGGGCGGCGCGAGAUUGCGCUGGCGUGAAGAUCAUGGCGCCUCGCGCGUCGCGGGGCGCUAUGCGCGAAGCGAGGCGACCUGGGAGACGUGGUCCCACGGGUACGCCAUCCUCUGAAGACGCUCCGCGCUGACCGCGAGGUCGUGGGCGUGGGCCGAGCUCACCGAGGGCACGGGAGCGCACGAACAGAAGCCUCCGGAGGACUGCGCGGACUGGUAGGGUCGGCGCCAGGCCCCCUCCCUCGAGGCACAGGAAACGCCCCCCCCCCCUCCCCAAGGGCCUCAGAGGGGGACGGGUACCGAUGCCUUGGCGUCGCUUGGACGUGU
Messenger RNA from Prorocentrum cordatum, 1719 nucleotides. Lineage: Eukaryota; Dinophyceae; Prorocentrales; Prorocentraceae. The record is from the annotation of a GenBank genome assembly.